AUAGAACUAAGCGAGGAUUGGUCGAGAGCGCGUAGGAAGAGGACGAGGCAAGCAGAGCCGUUCGUGUAUCGUCCAAGUGAUGCGGUUUUCUCCAGUGUCGGGUAGUGUGUCUCUCGCUUACUUCAUACCCCCCUCCGUAUUUCUUUGGCGCGUCGAGUGUGCACAGUGUGCGUUGAUGUGAAGGUGGUCCGGGCUUCUUCUUCCCGAUGACUAAGGAGUGCAUUUAGUGCAAGGACUGAGAAUACCUGGGAGCGUUUGAGAAGUACAUCCCCCGAGACCCCCCCAACCAAAAUCACACGCCUAACCUCUCCCCUGUCCUUAUCCUCUUCCGUACCCUUUCCCUCCGCAAACUUCGAGAAGAAGACGUCUCAUCACAAGAGUAGCAGCCGUGAACAACAACACACCAUGGACAAUAUGGAUAAUAAGCCUGCCCUCAAUGAUGACCCUUCAGUCACCUUGACCAUUCGCCUGAUCAUGCAGGGCAAGGAGGUAGGAAGUAUUAUUGGAAAAAAGGGAGAAAUCGUCAAGAGGUUCCGCGAGGAGUCCGGUGCAAAGAUCAACAUAUCCGACGGAUCAUGUCCCGAACGAAUAGUGACCGUAACCGGGCCAACGAAUUCAAUAUUCAAGGCGUUUACAUUAAUAUGCAAGAAAUUUGAGGAAUGGUGCUCCCAGUUCCAUGAUAUCCAGGGUGGUGGAGCCGGUGGUGGCGGUGGCGUACCAAGGCCACCUAUUACACUGAGACUGAUCGUACCAGCUUCUCAAUGCGGUUCUCUCAUCGGUAAAGGUGGCUCGAAGAUCAAGGAAAUUCGUGAGGUGACAGGGGCCUCGAUUCAGGUCGCCUCUGAAAUGUUGCCGAAUUCGACUGAACGGGCGGUCACCAUAUCAGGCACGAGCGAAGCUAUAACGCAGUGCAUAUAUCACAUCUGCUGUGUUAUGCUAGAGUCCCCUCCCAAAGGUGCCACGAUCCCUUAUCGCCCCAAACCCCAAGUUGGUGGGCCACUGAUCCUGGCUGGUGGGCAAGCCUACACCAUCCAGGGUAAUUACGCGGUGCCCGCCCACUCGGACGUAAGUACAGUAUUGCCAUUGCCCGCGCCCGCUGCCGGGCCCACCCCGCCCUCGCUGAAUACCCAAACUUUGACUACCUCGCCCUUCGCGGCCCACCCCUCCUCCUCGGCCUUUGCCGCUUCUCACGGGCAUCCGCUCCUAUCAACCGCCCACCUUACCAGCCCACAUCAUCCUCUACACCCGAGCCCCUUACACGCCAGCGUGGCAGGCCUCGCCGACCCCCUGCUGAAGAGUGGACACUUGCAGGCAGCCCUCCCGCCCGCACACCUCGUGGCAGACGCCAUGGGCAAACUUGGCAGCAACCCUUUGGCUGGUUUAGCAGCUUUGGGCCUUGGUAGUCUUGCCACUCCUGCUAACACUGGUGGAAUCAAUCCAGCAGCAUUGGCAGCAUUAGCGGGUAGCCAAUUACGCACGAACAACACGAACAGGCAACAGCCAGCGGCAAACAAUCAGACGCACGAAAUGACGGUGCCGAACGAGUUGAUUGGUUGUAUCAUCGGGAAGGGUGGUACCAAGAUCGCUGAGAUACGUCAGAUAUCUGGUGCCAUGAUAAGAAUAAGCAACUGCGAGGAAAGAGAGGGCGGUGCCACGGAUCGUACGAUCACCAUUACGGGAAAUCCGGAUGCCGUUGCGUUGGCACAAUAUCUCAUCAAUAUGAGGUGAGUCGUAAUACUAAUUUAAAGGCACAAACACGUGC
This is a messenger RNA of Polistes canadensis, 1762 nucleotides long. It is a transcript of the gene mub, whose product is annotated as poly(rC)-binding protein 4. Gene Ontology annotation, cellular component: cytoplasm; nucleus. Gene Ontology annotation, biological process: regulation of RNA metabolic process; regulation of gene expression. The record is from RefSeq and is a predicted model, not a curated record. The coding region runs from base 406 to 1728 and encodes 440 amino acids. Gene Ontology annotation, molecular function: mRNA binding. Lineage: Eukaryota; Metazoa; Arthropoda; Insecta; Hymenoptera; Vespidae. The transcript is spliced from 7 exons.